CAUAAUUUUCUAUUCUCCCAAAAUUUCUAGUCACAUUGCAAGCAAAAUGAAUAGCCCUAACAUUUUCCUAGUUCUCGGUCUUACUUUUGCUGUGUUUCUUAUCAUCUCCUCCAAGAUUUCAGCUCGUCCCGUUGCUGCGACAGUUCAAACUAGCCACUGGAGUGAAAAGAUAGAUUGGCUUCACGGAAAAGAGCAGGAUGUAGAGCAAGGAAAUGCAUUCGAAAAAGGAUACGAGAAUGAGCACGGCAAGGGGAAUGAGAAGGGGUAUGGUGGUGAGCAUGGGAUUGAAAAUGGUCGGAAGGGAGACGACGACAAACACGGAAAAGAACACAAAUCCAAACACAACAAUGAUUCCGGAAAAGGAUAUGAAGGGGAGCACGGAAAAGAAAGUAAAAAAGGGUACGGAUCCAAACAUGGUAACAGCUCUGACAAAGGGCAUAAAGGUGAGCAUGAAAAAGAAAAUGAAAAAGGGUACGGAUCUGAACACGGUAAGGGCUCUAACAAAGAGCAAGAAGGUGAGCAUGUAAAAGAAUAUGGAAAAGGGUAUGUAUCUGGACACGGUAAAGGCUCCGAAAAAGGGCACAAAGGCGAGCAAGGAAAAGAGAAUGGAUCUGAAUACGGUAAGGGCUCUAGCAAAGGGCACGGAAGCGAGCACGGAAAAGAAUAUGAAAAAGGGUAUGAAUCCGAACACGGUAAGGGCUCCGACAAAGAGAACAAAGGCGAGCAUGAAGAAGAAAAUGGAAAAGGGCACAGAUCUGAACACAGUAAGGGCUCUGACAAAGGGCAAAAAGGAGGUCAUGGAAAAGAAAAUGAAAAAGGGUAUGAAUCUGAGCACGGUAAGGGCUUCGACAAAGGACACGAAGGCGAGCAUGGAAAAGGGUACGAAUCCAAAAACGGUAAGGGCUCCGAAAAAGGGCACGAACGUGAGCAUGGAAAAGGGUGCGAAUCGGAACAUGGUAAGGGCUCUAACAAAGGGCACGAAGGAGAGCAUGGAAAAGGGUGCAAAUCGGAACAAGGUAAGGGCUCUAACAAAGGGAACGAAGGCGAGCAUGAAAAAGAAUUUGGAAAAGGGUACAGAUUCGAACACAGUAAGGGCUCCGACAAAGGGCACAAAGGAGGGCAUGAAAAAGAAUAUGGAAAAGGUAAUGAAUCUGAACACAGUAAGGGCUCCGACAAAGGGAACGAAGGCGAGGAUGGAAAAGGCUGCGAAUCAGAACAUGGUAAGGGCUCUGACAAAGGGCACGAAGGCGAGCAUGGAAAAGGGUGCAAAUCGGAACAUGGUAAAGGCUCUGACAAAGGGAACGAAGGCGAGCAUGGAAAAGGGUAUGAAUCGGAACAUGAUAAGGGCUCUGACAAAGGGCACGAAGGUGAGCAUGGUAAAGGCUACAAAACUGAACAUGGUAAGGGCUCUAAUAAAGGGCAUGGAGGCGAGAAUGGAAAAGGUUACGGAUCUGAACAUGAUAAGGGCUCUGACAAAGGGUACAAAUACGAGACUGGAAAAGAAUAUGGAAAAGGGUAUGGAUCUGAACACAGUAAGGACUCCGAUAAAGGGCACGAAGGCGAGCAUGUAAAAGAAUAUGGAAAAGGGUAUGGAUUCGAACAUGGUAAGGGCUCUAAAAAAGGGUAUGAAGGAGAGCAUGGAAAAGGGUACGAGUCCGAAAAUAGUAAAGGUUACGGAGAAGGUUUAAUAGAGCACGAAAACAAAAAUGGAAAAAGGUACGGAUCUGAACACGAUAAGGGUUAUGACAAAGGGCACAAAGGUGAGCACGGAAAAGAACAAGAAAAAGGGUAUGGAUCCGAAUACAAUAAGGGUUACGGGAAGGUAUACGAGCACAAAAACUCUAAUCAAUAUGAGAAUCCAGGACAUGUAACUAUUGCUAAUGAAAACUGAAGUUGGAAAACACUAUUAACCCUUUUUUCUUAA
This is a messenger RNA of Mercurialis annua (annual mercury), 1924 nucleotides long. Its product is annotated as spore wall protein 2-like. Bases 47 to 1891 code for a protein of 614 amino acids. The transcript has 2 exons. Lineage: Eukaryota; Viridiplantae; Streptophyta; Magnoliopsida; Malpighiales; Euphorbiaceae. The record is from RefSeq and is a predicted model, not a curated record.